Nematolebias whitei (Rio pearlfish) is the source of this 3409-nucleotide messenger RNA. RefSeq names its product nuclear factor of activated T cells 3a (gene nfatc3a). Gene Ontology annotation, cellular component: transcription regulator complex. Gene Ontology annotation, molecular function: RNA polymerase II cis-regulatory region sequence-specific DNA binding; transcription factor binding; DNA-binding transcription factor activity, RNA polymerase II-specific. Lineage: Eukaryota; Metazoa; Chordata; Actinopteri; Cyprinodontiformes; Rivulidae. The transcript has 10 exons. The record is from RefSeq and is a predicted model, not a curated record. Gene Ontology annotation, biological process: calcineurin-NFAT signaling cascade; cytokine production; regulation of transcription by RNA polymerase II. Bases 127 to 3402 code for a protein of 1091 amino acids.
GCAAAAGUUGAAGUUUGGCGCCGUUUGGCAGCGAGUCAGUAAAUGCGGCAUUUUUAGGACGGCGCAAGUUGCUCCCCUGCGGUCGGUCGACGAAGUGGCGGGGUGAGACCCGAGCUGUCAAAGCCGAUGACGACCGCAAACUGCCCCGGGAAUGAGGAGCUGGACUUCAGACUGAUCUUCGGGGAGGACGCGCAGCAGCAGCAGCAGCAGUUAGGCCCCGCAGAUCUGGAGCCUGAUGACAACACAUCGUUCUAUAUCCUAAAUGUGGGCCAGCCUCAGUCUAUGAUCACCAACCACCAGUCUAUUGGUCUGUCUCGUCAUGGCAUGCACUCCCAAUCCCAGGUCAUCAACACCUCAUCACGCCUUCCAUCACACAAACCAGGAUCUGAGUCAUUAAGUUAUGAUGCACAAUACUACACAGUGCUACCCACUGCUCCUGUGGAGGCACCAAAGGCUUUUGAAUGCCCCAGUAUCCAAAUCACCUCCAUUUCCCCUAGUUGCCAACAGGAGAUGGAUGGCAAUGAAGGGGAGCUGAGGCCCAAUGGUUCUGAUGGGGAUUACCACAGGGACAGGACCUUGUCUAGAGGGCACCUGUUUUUGCCACUAGACCACUCAUAUCGAGACUCUUCACUCAGCCCUAGUCCAGGCAGCAGCCUGUCAUCUCGAAGCUGGUUUUCAGAUGCCUCCUCUUGUGAAUCAUUUUCACAUGUCUAUGAUGAUGUUGACUCGGAGCUGAAUGAAGCAGCUGCCAGGGUUUCUUUGGGGUCGCCUCUGACCUCUCCAGGCUGUGCCUCCCCUCAAACUGGUGGUGGAGUUCUGGAGGAGCAGUCCUUCUGGCAUCAACAUCACCCUCCUUUUGUGCACCACUCUCACUCUACCCUUUCUCCCCGACAGUCACCCUGCCAUUCGCCACGCAACAGUGUCACUGAUGAAAAUUGGCUCAGCCCACGGCCAUCUUCUAGGCCUUCUUCACGUCCCACCUCACCUUGUGGGAAAAGGCGCCACUCUAGUGCUGACAUUUGCUAUCCAAAUUCAUUGUCUCCUCAUCAUUCACCCACACCCACGCCAGGACCGUCCCCCAGGGGUAGUGUGACAGAGGACACUUGGGCUGGGAGUCCCUCUGUAGGCAUGUCACCCUUUCAAUGCUGCCCAUCUGAGACAGACAUCCCACUAAAGACAAGGAAGACCUCACAGGACAGAACAGCUAUGCAGACUGGGAAAGGAGAGCUGGUGCUAGAUGACCAAGAUAAUAUAUCAUCUAAUCUGGACUCUCCCUCAGAUGAGAACUUGCACAGUUUGAAGAAAGAUGGGCCUGCAGAACAGUUUCUCUCGGUGCCCUCCCACUUCUCAUGGAAUAAACCCAAGCCUGGUCAUACACCUAUAUUCAGGACCUCCUCAUUGCCUCCUUUAGACUGGCCACUACCAAGCCAGUUUGGGCAGUAUGAACUGAAGAUAGAGGUACAACCCAAAGCCCACCACCGUGCACACUAUGAGACUGAAGGCAGUCGGGGAGCUGUCAAAGCAGCAUCUGGUGGCCAUCCAAUUGUCAAGCUUAUUGGCUAUAGUGAGAAACCCGUCAACCUGCAGAUGUUCAUUGGAACAGCAGAUGACCGUUACUUGAGGCCACACGCCUUCUACCAGGUGCACCGAAUCACUGGAAAAACUGUAGCCACAGCUAGCCAAGAAGUCUUGCUUUCCAGCACCAAAGUUCUCGAAAUUCCUCUGCUUCCUGAAAACAACAUGUCAGCCAGCAUUGACUGUGCAGGCAUACUUAAACUGCGGAACUCAGACAUUGAGCUGCGGAAGGGGGAGACUGAUAUAGGAAGAAAAAACACUCGGGUCCGUGUGGUGUUCCGAGUGCACAUCCCUCAACCCAACGGGAAGGUGCUGUCACUGCAGGCUGCCUCCAUUCCUGUAGAGUGUUCCCAGCGUUCAGCUCAAGAGCUGCCCCAGGUUGAGAAAUCCAGCCUAACAAGCUGUCUGGUCAGUGGGGGGGAAGAGAUGGCCAUCACUGGUUCCAACUUUUUCCCAGAGUCCAAGGUUAUCUUCCUGGAGAAAGGCCCUGAUGGACGACCACAGUGGGAAGUUGAGGCAAAAAUAAUUCGGGAGAAAACUCAAAGUUCAUGCAUCAUGGUGGAGGUCCCUCCCUACCACAGUAAGGCUGUGAGCUCAGCUGUACAAGUGCAGUUUUAUGUCUGCAAUGGCAAACGCAAAAGGAGCCAAUCACAACGCUUCACCUAUCUUUCAGUUAUGGUAAAGCAGGAGCAGAGAGACGAGUUGGACCUUCAUACUGUUCCCCCUAUUUCCAUGCCCUUGGCGCAUGCUGCCAGCCUGGUCCACCCCCAGCUGCCUUCUCCUGAGCAGGGCCACCCAUCGGACAACCUUCUGUCCAGCUCCCUUCACAGCCUGGCCACAGUCUCUAGACCUGACCUGCUACCUCUGUCGGGCCCCUGCCCCUCCCUGAGCUCCCCUCCAUACCCGCACCUGCCUCACCUCCAGGGUCACAGUUUGCAUCAUCCUCCUGCAGACUGCCACAUGCCGUUCCACCAGAGCUCUGCUCCUGCUCCCCUCCGGCCCUCCUACCAGCCUUUGCAACACAGCCAUGGUCAGAGUCAUAACAUGUCCUUCAAUGGCCAGCCCAGCCUUCCCCUUCAGAGCUAUGACAGAAUGCCCUUUCAGCAGAGCCCAAGUGCAGUAUCACACCCAAUUGGCUUGGGAAUGGGUUACCAGUCCUCCCCUUGCUCCUCACCAUCAGUUCCCUCUUCAGCCACCAAUCCAAUAAUUGGAUCCCCCCAGAGCCAGCAGCCCUUGCUCUCUCCGUCAUCCCCACACCUCCAUGCUCUCGGAGGCUUUCACUGCUCACCAAAUCCCAACCAGGUGUCCUCUCAAGGUGUGCACUCCUUGACUGGGCAGCACUCCCCACAGGUGCAGAGAGGUCUGAGCUACCACCCAGUGAGUCAAAGAUCAGCUUCCUGUCCCACGCCAUCCACUAAUUCCCCACAGAUGAUCCCAUCUCCCCAUUCUGGACCCUCUUCUCCUCAGCUCCACUCCCUACCAUACCAAUCUCCCACUUCAUCCUCCCCCACCUCAGGUGGCAGCCCUCUGGGGAUCUUACCACAGCAGCAUUCUGGACAGCCCUCUCCUCAGGCCACAAGUCCAGUUCUGACCAGUCUGUCUCCUUCAGCAGUGGGGCCACUGGUUCAUCCUUUAAGUCCUCAAGGGCCCUUUCCCUCGAAUGGAGAGAGCCCAAAUAUUAAGCAAGAACCAGAGGACAGAGAACCCACCUUCCGCUCCAUCGGCCUGCAGGACAUCACACUGGAUGAUGUGAACGAGAUCAUCGGCAGAGACAUGUCCCAGUCGCCCAGCGCUCACGGUUCUCCGUCAGUUCACAACCAGUCGUAGCUCAGCU